UUUUUGACAAUUAUGUGGGUUUAUUGAUCAGUGAAAGUGGUCUGUUGAAGACGCGCGCGACCGCUGAGCCCGUUGCGCGUGCGCGCGCUCAACACCUGCUCCACCUGAGGCGAUUUAUUUUCUCCUGAGUAACAUGUUUAAAGACUUAUAAAAGAUGUUCGCGCAUUCAAAUAAUACUUUAAUACUGCGCUUUGUGAGGAUUUAACUUUGUGUUGGUGACGGUCAAACUAUCAUUGACGGAGUUUAUGAGAGAAUACAAUCACAUAAUACAUUUUAGUCUCAGAAAAGCGCUCAAAACACAAAAUCUGAAUCCAGAUUCAGGUCUCUUCGGGUUCUUGAAGAUCCAGCAGGAUGGUGGGCAGAUAAGUGGUGUGAUGAAGAGCGAGUGAUGAGCUGAAUGUGAGGAAUGUCCGUCUGUCUGCUGCUGGUCCUCUUCACACUGACCGCACACACUCAGGUGUCUUCUGGAAAAUCUCUGAAACUGCUACAGGAACAAUGGAGGAUCUACACCAAUGAAUGUGUUCAGAGCUUCAUCCACACGCCGCCAGCCUCAGGGCUGGUGUGUAACAGGACGUUUGAUCAGUAUGUGUGUUGGCCCGAUGGGCCUGCCGGCACCACAGUUAAUGUGUCCUGCCCCUGGUAUCUGCCCUGGUACCACAAAGUUCAUCAGGGGUUGGUUUACCGCGUGUGUGGCGCUGACGGCAGAUGGGCUCAUGGGAAAAACACCAGCGAGUGUGAGCAGGAUGACCCUGGACAGAAGCAGUACGGUCAGAUCCUCAGUAAGUUCAGAGCCAUGUACACCGUCGGAUACUCACUGUCUCUGGCAGCGCUAACUCUCGCACUGGCCAUCCUGGUCUCAUUCAGGAAGCUGCACUGCAUGAGGAACAACAUCCACAUGAACCUGUUCGGCUCCUUCAUCCUGCGAGCGCUCUCCAUCCUCAUCAAAGACGCGCUGCUGGACAGGAUGAACAGCGCUCAGAGCGGCCCGCAUCACUUCCAGGGUCAGCACUGGGUCAGCGUACAGACGGUGACUGGUUGCCGUGUUGCCAUGGUGAUGAUGCAGUACAGCGUGAUGGCCAACAACUACUGGCUGCUGGUGGAGGGCUUGUAUCUGCACAGCCUGCUGGUCAUCACCGUCUUCUCCGAGAAGAACUACUUCUACAUUUACCUCUGCAUCGGCUGGGGUGCGCCGCUCAUAUUUGUGUUGCCAUGGAUGACAGUCAAAUACCUGUAUGAAAAUGAAGAAUGCUGGGAAAGGAAUAUCAACAUGGGCUUCUGGUGGAUAAUCCGUUCUCCCAUUCUGUUCGCGUAUCUGAUUAAUUUCAUCAUAUUCAUUCGCAUAAUAAAGAUUCUGAUGUCCAAGCUGAAGGCGCAUCAGAUGAGAUACACCGACUAUAAGUUCAGGCUGGCGAAGUCCACGCUCACACUGAUCCCUCUGCUGGGAAUUCACGCCAUCCUCUUCACCUUCGUCAUCGACGAGUCCGUGCCGAAGGAGUCUCUUCUGAGGCUGAUCCGCCUCUUCUAUGACCUCCUGUUCAGCUCCUUCCAGGGUUUGCUCGUGGCCAUCCUGUACUGCUUUGUCAACAAAGAAGUCCAGAGCGAGAUGCUAAAGAAGUGGAAGAGGUGGAAACUGGGCAAGGACAUUGAGGAAGAGUACCGUCACACCCACAGCCAGACGCCCCAUGCCAAAAGUGGCAGCAUGGUCCCGGCGAUGACUCACGAAUGCCCCGACACCCCAGAACCGGCGACCACGGCCUCGGCGGAGUCCCAGCGUCUGGUGACGGGCCUUCAGAACGGGGUGAGCCGGAGCAGAGGCCGUGCCAGGCUGCAGUUGGCCUCCGAGCCACAGGAGGGCGCCAGUAACUGCAGCUCUCUGACGGAAGACAUUUGUCUGGAAGAGCGUCCCCUCAACAGUGAGUGCUCAGCGAUGGUGGCAGAAACUAACGUUUGAGGAACAAGAUGCUGACGGCUGUUCUUAACACUCAUGGAUCAAUGGAAAUGACGGUACAUUCCAGAUAGACUUAACGGCUUCUGUCAUGAGAGCGCAGGAAGCUGUGGGUCCUUUAAAAACAAACCGCAGCUGUCUCCUGAGUUGGUAAAUAACUAAACGGUAUUAGUUAUUGGUGCUUUCUAAGGCAAGCAGCAGUAUUUUUAUAGCUCAUACUUUAGGGAUAUGGGUUAUUUCUCUUUUGGCUGAGCAACCAUCUAGAAACCAUCCAAUUUGGUGUUGGAAAUACUGAUUACAUUUACAUUACAUUUAUGUAUUCAGCAGACGCUUUUAUCCAAAGUGACUUACAAUAGAGCACCACAUUCCUGGAGGCCCACCAACACUGGACAUUUUUGCAUGUCUCCUUUGUCUGACACAAACAUUUUAGAUCUUUGAGUCACUACUAAUGAGCUGAUGACCCUAAUCAGGUGCGUUUAAUUGAGGAGACAUGCAAAAUGUGCUGUGUUGGUGGGCCUCCAGGAAUGUGGUUGGUAAACACUGCAAUAGAGCAUAAGCAGUUCGCCACAGAGCCAACAAUGGGCCUCAUUCAUGAAACACGAGCAGGAUGAAUAUUUGUGUAGGAUCGUUCGUAAAGCUGUUCUGAUGUGAAUUUUCAGAUUCGUGAAAAUGUCUGCCAAUUCCACCAAGUGGUUAAAACGCAUAAUUUGUAUUCAUUACAAUGACUUUUAU
Messenger RNA from Megalobrama amblycephala (Wuchang bream), 2677 nucleotides. RefSeq names its product glucagon receptor b (gene gcgrb). Gene Ontology annotation, cellular component: plasma membrane. Gene Ontology annotation, molecular function: peptide hormone binding; glucagon receptor activity; gastric inhibitory peptide receptor activity. The transcript has 14 exons. Gene Ontology annotation, biological process: adenylate cyclase-activating G protein-coupled receptor signaling pathway; cell surface receptor signaling pathway. The record is from RefSeq and is a predicted model, not a curated record. NCBI's taxonomy places the organism in Eukaryota, Metazoa, Chordata, Actinopteri, Cypriniformes, Xenocyprididae. Bases 407 to 1951 code for a protein of 514 amino acids.